AUGGAAAGUAAUAACAACUUACCUUUUCAUGGGCUUAAGUUUUGCAGCACCUCUAUCAACACUGCUCAAAGAUCGACUUUGGCGUGGAAGAUUGAGAUGUUGGGUGGCGCUUUCCAUAACGAUCUUUUAGCUGAUACAAAUGUCCUGUUGGUUGGAAGCAUUGAUACUCCAAAAUACCAUUUUUGUGCCCAGAGACGAUUUGAUAUAAAAUUUGUUUUACCUGAUACAGUUAACACGAUCUAUGACCUGUGGACUCAGAACAAAGAAAUGGACUCAUCUAUUAUCGACAAUUUUCUCCUGAGCCCAUUCCAUGGGAUGUCAAUAUGUCUUUCUAGGCUGUCCAAUGUCACUUCAUCUCAAUUCCAUCGAGAAGCCAUUGCCAAGAUCAUCGUUGAUUUAGGAGGUAACCCGACUGAAUCUUUAACACCCUCUCACAAGGCUGUCGUCAGCAUUGAAAAGUCAGGUAAAAGAUAUGAAAAGGCAAUCGAAUGGGGGAUUCCUGUGGUCCAUCCCAAAUGGGUUACUGAUAGCGCCGAACGAGGAGCUGCACUACAAUGGAUGUAUUACGAUAUUAGUACAAUAGAUCCCGAGAUGAUUGGACACGGCAGUUGUCUAGUUUGGGCUGACUUGGAUCGAUCAGAGUUUGAAAAGGGGCACAUAAGGUCAGCAAAUGGCACUUUUAUUUGCGAUAGGAACGCCGAACCGGUCCUCCAAGCACAGCACAAUUCUUCUCAUUCUCACAACUCCUCUCAUCGUGCUAAUCUCUUCACCGUUAGUGCUCAUAGUACCAGUCUCAUUUUCAAGCAAAUUGGAUUUCACCUUUGUGGAUUUUCUAAAAACGAACUAUUGAAGUUGACUUCCGUAAUAUCGGAUGAAGGUGGUCAGAUUGUGUCUGACAUUAGUGCAAAUAUCAUAGUCGUGCCAUCCAACUACUCUUAUACCGAUGUUCCUGCAAAAGUCAAGAGUCUUGCAGACUCGAAGGGGAUCAAAAUUGUCAAUGAGUGGUUCAUCGAAAGAAGUUUACAUUACUCGAGACUCUGCUUUGAUCAGUGGUCGAUACCUAGAGUUUAUGCCAAUCUCAAAUUGAAUCUUAAAAUCUCAUUCUCAGGUUUUGGAGGUAUAGAGCUUGUACACGUUGAGAAGGUGCUCAAAUCUAUUGGUUGCUCUCCCACUCGAACUCUUUACCAGACCAGUGAUCUCUUGGUCAUCAACAUAAUGAGCAUAGGUCUCACGGAAGAACAUUUCCCCUUGUUUUUUGAACAUGACUACAGAAGUGUACUAUUAGGUCCCUGCCCGUUGGAUUCAAAGACUUCUUCAUCUAAAACCAUGAACAAGGUAAUAGCCGCUAGAUCAUGGGGAGUGCCUGUGGUUUCUUUGGCAUACAUCUGGAAGGUGACGGACACUGGAAAUUUGCCUGCCCUCAACGAUGGUUGUCUCUGCAUCUUUUCUCCAAAUUCAAUAAAAAGAAGGGCGCAGGGGCUGUCUUCUCACGAAGUAGAGAUGAUUGACACUGCACUGAAAAGCAUUAUUGAAAAUGCUACAUUAGCGCGCCAAGGAUUGCUUUCACAGGAUGGUUCUUUUGAAUCAGGUCCCAAUAACAAAAAUCCAAGUCCCAAAGUUAGUCAACUUGUAGCAUCUACAAAGCGACUCAAAUCCAUAAGAUUGGCAGGAAUGGCCCCGAAGUCGCGACUGAAAACUUUGGCAACCGCACAGAAAGAACCUCAACGUGCGCAUCCUGAUUCUCGAACCUCGAGGAAAAGAAAUGAGAUUAAAGUUUUAGACCUCCAAGCCUCAACGAGUCGAAGAAAGAAUCGAAUCACAGGAAUAGGAAGAGGUGAACAAAUUUGA
This is a messenger RNA of Ogataea haglerorum, 1848 nucleotides long. RefSeq lists its product as uncharacterized. Bases 1 to 1848 code for a protein of 615 amino acids. NCBI's taxonomy places the organism in Eukaryota, Fungi, Ascomycota, Pichiomycetes, Pichiales, Pichiaceae. The transcript has a single exon. The record is from RefSeq and is a predicted model, not a curated record. Gene Ontology annotation, biological process: mitotic G2 DNA damage checkpoint signaling; mitotic DNA replication checkpoint signaling; DNA replication initiation.